UCUCCUGAAGGGCUCAAAGGCUUAAAUGCCAUUGGUGGAAUUGCCCACGGCUCUUCCCCGCCCCUCGCGGGGAGCGGUAAUGACAGCGUUCCUUCCGGUUCCGGCAGUACCGGGAGCCGAAUCGAGAUGGAGGAAGAUGCAGCUGGAAGCUAGCAGUCGCUGGGGACAGAAGCUAGAGUGGUGGCUGCGGCCUAGAGGUCCGGCCUUGGGGUUCGUCUCAGACGCGGUGGAACCGCUAGAGUCUGAGAAGGUCUCCAAGCACAAUGGAGGACAAACGUAACAUCCAGAUCAUUGAGUGGGAACACCUGGACAAGAAAAAGUUCUACGUGUUUGGUGUGGCAAUGACAAUGAUGAUCCGUGUCAGCGUCUACCCAUUCACCCUUAUCCGCACCCGACUGCAGGUUCAGAAGGGCAAGAGCCUCUAUCACGGGACCUUCGAUGCCUUUAUCAAGAUCCUGCGAGCAGAUGGUGUGACUGGCCUCUACCGGGGGUUCCUGGUCAACACCUUUACCCUCAUCUCUGGCCAGUGCUAUGUCACCACUUAUGAGCUCACCCGGAAGUUUGUAGCUGACUACAGCCAGAGCAACACAGUCAAAUCACUGGUGGCUGGUGGCUCAGCCUCCCUUGUGGCACAGAGCAUCACGGUGCCCAUUGAUGUAGUCUCCCAGCACCUGAUGAUGCAGCGCAAGGGUGAGAAAAUGGGCCGCUUCCAGGUGCGUGGGAACCUGGAGGGACAAGGGGUUGUUGCCUUUGGCCAAACCAAGGACAUCAUUAGGCAGAUCCUGCGGGCUGAUGGGCUUCGCGGCUUCUACCGAGGCUACGUAGCUUCACUGCUCACCUAUAUCCCAAACAGUGCUGUCUGGUGGCCCUUCUAUCACUUCUACGCAGAACAGCUCUCCUACUUGUGUCCUAAGGAAUGCCCUCAUAUAGUCUUUCAAGCCAUCUCGGGGCCCCUGGCUGCAGCCACUGCCUCCAUCCUCACCAAUCCCAUGGAUGUCAUCCGAACCCGUGUGCAGGUUGAGGGCAAGAACUCCAUCAUCCUGACCUUCAGACAGCUGAUGGCAGAAGAGGGGCCUUGGGGCCUCAUGAAGGGUCUCUCAGCCAGAAUCAUCUCAGCUACACCGUCCACCAUUGUCAUUGUGGUGGGCUACGAGAGCCUCAAGAAACUUAGCCUCCGACCCGAACUGGUGGACUCGAGACACUGGUAACCAGUGGUUGGGAGAGAAGCCUGCUAUUUCCCACAUUACUCUGGGUUGGGGACAGAGUGGGGAGGAUAGCACCUUCUCCAAAUGCCCCCACCACAUACCCAUCCCUGCCCCGGGCCACGUGGACUGUCUGGCACAGGGACAAAGACUUUGAACUGCUCUUGCUGAAAAGGUUCCACACCUGGAUCCCCUGCCCCCACUAUUUUUACUUCUCUUAUUGAACUGGGCUCCCUCACUCAGUCCCUCUACUCAAUUAUGGCCUAAGUACCCCACUUCCACCCUGCUAACCCUUUUUUUGUCUUCCCGCUCCAUCUGCAUCCCUGAGAUCCUGAGAAGAGCUGUAUAUUGAGUUUGCUUACUACCAGUCCAAAUUCCAAGCAGCUGCCAUCAGCUCUCUCUCACUUCAUCUCUUAAGCUUUUUUUAUUUUGGUACUAAGCUGCCCAUCAGACUACUCUGCUUUUCCCUGCCACUUGGGGCCAAGGUGCCGGGCACUUUUGCACAGGGAAUAGGAGCAGCAAAAACCUCUGGUUCUCCAGAGCACUCAUCCUCUCUUUGGAGGUGUUAUUAGGUUGGAGAGAAAUGUUGAUACUUUAUUUUGUGUGUGUAUUUUUUUUAAUAUCUGUGAACAUCUAAGGCUGUUGUCUUAGUCCUGCUGUCAGAGCCCACCCCUUCCUCUGACAGGUGGAAAAAUAUAAUGUAGCUUUUUUUAAAAUCCCAGUUCCCUACCCCUUCAGUGUCCCUUCAGUCCCAGCAGCCCACAGACAAUAUAAGCUGUUGCCUUCCCUUGGCCCAGAUGAUGACAGUGGUGGGCACAGUUCUAAGUAGAUCAGGCCAUCUGGGGUACACUGGACUUGGAGCACUACCCUGAAAAGUCAAGUUGAGAGAGUAGUUGGUUUGGAAAGAGACAAGAGAAUGCGUGUUCUCCAGCACAUCUCCCCAGGCCAGCUGAGCCACGCCUAGGAGAGGGCAAUGGAGGUUCUCAGCCCCAAGCAGCCAUGACAUACACAUGUAUACCCCAAUCACUUGGACUUAUGGCAACAGAUGUUGUCUCACAAUGGGAAUCUCUGAGACAUGGAACUGUUUGUGUUUUUCUUCUCCCCGGAUGUGAAGAGUCCUCCCAGGCAUGGUACCCUGUGGAGGGAUGCUUGGAAGAGAGAAUAAAGAGUGGUUCCGGAAGUCACCCAC
This is a messenger RNA of Cynocephalus volans (Philippine flying lemur), 2391 nucleotides long. RefSeq names its product solute carrier family 25 member 44 (gene SLC25A44). Bases 264 to 1208 code for a protein of 314 amino acids. The transcript has 4 exons. Gene Ontology annotation, biological process: branched-chain amino acid transport; branched-chain amino acid catabolic process; transmembrane transport. Gene Ontology annotation, molecular function: branched-chain amino acid transmembrane transporter activity. NCBI's taxonomy places the organism in Eukaryota, Metazoa, Chordata, Mammalia, Dermoptera, Cynocephalidae. Gene Ontology annotation, cellular component: mitochondrion. The record is from RefSeq and is a predicted model, not a curated record.